Tupaia belangeri chinensis (Chinese tree shrew) is the source of this 970-nucleotide messenger RNA. RefSeq names its product olfactory receptor 14C36. Lineage: Eukaryota; Metazoa; Chordata; Mammalia; Scandentia; Tupaiidae. Gene Ontology annotation, molecular function: olfactory receptor activity; G protein-coupled receptor activity. Bases 32 to 970 code for a protein of 312 amino acids. The record is from RefSeq and is a predicted model, not a curated record. The transcript has a single exon. Gene Ontology annotation, cellular component: membrane. Gene Ontology annotation, biological process: G protein-coupled receptor signaling pathway.
UCUUCACAGGUGUGUGCUGCAGGACCCACAGAUGCCCAAUUCCACCACAAUGUCGGGGUUUCUCCUCGGGGGGUUUUCGGACGUGUGGGAGCUGCGGGUUUUGCAGGUCCUGUCCUUCUCUCUGAUGUACUGGAUUACUCUGGUGGGGAACCUUCUCAUCGUUGCGGUCACCACCAUUGACCAGAGCCUCCACACCCCCAUGUACUUCUUCCUCCAGACCCUGUCCAUCCUGGAUGCCUGCUACAUCUCCGUGACCAUCCCUAACUCCUGUAUCAGCUUCCUGCUCAACAACAGCUCCAUCUCCAAGACAGGAUGCACAGCUCAGGUCUCUCUGGUGGUUUUCUUCAUCUGCAUGGAGCUCCUGUUCCUCACUGCCAUGGCCCAUGACCGUUAUGUGGCCAUCUGCAGACCCCUCGUCUACCCUGUGAUCAUGAGCUCGCAGAUCUGCCUGCACAUGACACUGGCCUCCCUGAUCAGUGGCCUCAUGUAUGCAGGUGUGCACACCGGCCACACCUUCCGGCUGCCCUUCGGUCCGUCCCGUGACAUCCAUCAGUUCUUCUGCGACAUCCCCUCUCUGCUGAAGCUCUCCUGCUCUGACACUUCCAGCAACGAGGUCAUCAUUGUUGUUUCUGGUCUGGGAAUUGGUGGUGGCUGCUUCAUUUUCAUCAUAAGAUCUUACGUCCACAUCUUUUCCACUGUGUUCAAGUUUCCACGUGGCACAGACAGAAAGAAGGCCUUUUCCAUGUGUGUUCCCCAUAUCCUGGUGGUGUCUGUCUUCCUGGGACUGGGCUUUUACAUGUACCUGUGGCUGUCGGCUGCAUCUGCAGCCACCCAAGAUCUGGUCUUCUCUGUGUUUUACUCCAUGGUCCCUCCUCUCUUCAACCCCAUUAUCUACAGUCUGAGAAAUGAACAAAUAAAACGUGUCAUCACGAAAAUCACAAAGAGAAUGUUUUAUUCAGGAAAUUUAUAG